AUGAAAAGAUCCUGGGUGCUCUGGUGUGCGCGCAGGGCCUUGCUGGGGUCUCAGGAAACUGCGCUUCGCGAUUUGAAGUCAAUAAAGGGAAGUUGCCAUAAUUUAUGUACUGUUUCUAAGGAUGUCACCUACAAGGAACUUAAAAACCUAUUGAGCUCCAAAAGUGUUAUGUUAAUUGAUGUUAGAGAGAAAUGGGAAAUUGUGGAACAUGGAAAAAUCCCUGGAUCUAUCAAUAUACCCUUACAUGAAGUAACUGAAGCCCUACAGAUGAACUCAAGAGACUUCAAGGAGAAGUACCACGAAGCCAAGCCAUCCAAGUCAGAUAGUCUGGUGUUCUCUUGUUUAGCGGGAGUAAGAAGCAAGGAGGCUCUGGACACAGCAAGAUCUCUGGGCUUUAAC
Messenger RNA from Octodon degus (degu), 399 nucleotides. RefSeq names its product thiosulfate sulfurtransferase/rhodanese-like domain-containing protein 3. The annotation marks the transcript as partial. Gene Ontology annotation, cellular component: mitochondrion. The transcript has a single exon. The record is from RefSeq and is a predicted model, not a curated record. Lineage: Eukaryota; Metazoa; Chordata; Mammalia; Rodentia; Octodontidae. Gene Ontology annotation, molecular function: thiosulfate-cyanide sulfurtransferase activity.